Messenger RNA from Didymodactylos carnosus, 900 nucleotides. NCBI's taxonomy places the organism in Eukaryota, Metazoa, Rotifera, Eurotatoria, Philodinida, Philodinidae. The record is from the annotation of a GenBank genome assembly.
AUGUUUAUUCAGCGACAUGCCGAUAUCAAGCGAUCUCGCGAAUACAUGGCUCGUUUUCGCAACAAUGGCUGGGAACCUCAUGAGCUUAAAGUCUACUGGAAUGCAGAACAGCUGGAAAUUCUCUGUCCGAAAGAUUGUCAGCUGGAUGAAGACGAUGGAAGACUGCCACCACAUGACCCAUCGGAUGCUGAUGUCGUACAAGCUCUCCGCCAGUGUCCUGUGUCAAAACGAAAUCAUGCUGGCAACAUCACUUAUGUCAAUAAAGGAAUUGAAAAAGCUGUUUUCGAUGUACCCGAAGGUGCUCAAAUCAUUCUUCUUAAUUUCGCUAAUGAACAAUCACCUGGAGGUGGCUAUUUGAGCCAUGCAUGGGCACAAGAAGAAAUUAUUCUGUACAAUUCGGAUGGUUAUCGAGCGUUGCUUGAUCUUAAAUAUGGACGAAUGGGUGGCGACUACGCUAUACCUGAAUUCGGGUUGGCUUAUGCGCGCGACAUCUGCUUCGUCGAUAAAGAUACUAAUGAAUGCCGUCAAGCCGACAUGUUGAUUUCUGCAUGCUACUGCCUUUUCUCACGUCAACUUUAUGACAAUCCGAAGACCGAGUCUGAGUGGACAACAAAUAAUGUAGCCAAGUUUCGUGCAUUCAUGGCGGCAGCUGUUGCUAAUACGAAGGGUGAUGGAUCAAAUACCUAUCUUUUACUUGGGCCAAUAGGCACUGGCGCUUUUGGAAACGAGGUUAAUAAGAUUGGAUCCAUCUUUCGUAAAGUACUCACAUCGAAGAUGAUGGGCUCAUGCGACUCGGUUCGCAAUGCUUUCGGCAAUAUUUGGUUUGUUUCCACAGAUGCGUGGAAAAAUGACGUGUUCAAAAAAAUCUUGGCUGACGACGAAAUCGCUGAAGUUGAAUGA